Molecule: messenger RNA, 1101 nt
Organism: Nasonia vitripennis (jewel wasp)
Lineage: Eukaryota; Metazoa; Arthropoda; Insecta; Hymenoptera; Pteromalidae
Exons: 4
Coding region: 133-1092 (319 amino acids)
Source: RefSeq, a predicted model, not a curated record
AUAAAGAAUUAGAAAAUGUAAAACGUGAUAAUGAGGCUUUAAAAAAAGUUAAAGAUCUAUACAAAAAAAUACGUAGAUAAAAAUGCUGAAUUUGAAUCACUUCAAAAGUUAAAUCAUGAAUUUCAACUGACAAUGAUUGAAAAAAUGAAAGAAAGAGAUGAAAUGUUUCAAAAACUUGUCGAGAAACAAAAAACAAUUCCAUUGGGGUGUGACUUUCCAAGUAUUGGAAAGUCACACCCCUAUAGUGCCUUUAGAACCACUGAUAAUAUAAGAAGAUAUCACAUUGGUCGAGAUAUCUGGGUUUCUGAAAAUGAAUAUACGGGUAUGUUGAACGAUGCUAAAUCACCAAGCCAAUUAGCUGGCCAUAUUGUCACAUUAGUGUUUACGAUGCAAGAACUUUUAACAAGUACAAAAACAGGAUACAAAAGUCGAAAAAACGGACCAGGCAAAAUUGAGUGUGGAAAAUUAGAUGAAGUUAAAUUAAAUGCAUGUGAAGAAUACUACAAAUAUUGGUUGCAAAAUAUUUACAUACCAGUAACUAAAAAAGAUGCAGUAAACGUAACGUCUGACUUGAACAAAUUUAACCACUAUUGUGGAAAAAUGAUAGCAGACCUUAAAAAGCCACCUGCUUCUACUAAGAAAGCGACCAAAAAAAAAGAUGAAAAACAGCAUAAUGUCACAGUUAAUGACGAAAGUAUUGUAGAACAAAAUGAACAGAAUGGAAAAGAGAUGAAUGAAAACAGAGAAGAAUACGAAAAGGAAAAUGAAACUCAGGAGACGUCUGAAGAAAAAUCUGAAGACUGUCAGCAUAACAAAGCUGACGGAGAAAAUCAAAGCGAAUCUGAAGAAGAUGAAAUCGAGGGAAUGCCUAAAGGAAAUAUUGAAGAUUUUUAUAAUAAUUAUGAGAAUCACGAUGAAACGCGCCUUAUUAGUAAUAAAUCUGGAUCAGAAUAUAGUACUGAUACUGAAGAAAAUGAAAAUGACUUACCUGCAGACCCUCUUUUUAUUGAUGUAAAUGAAAAUGAUACUUCGAACAAAAAUUUGUAUGAUUGGUCACCUGCAUGCUCAUCAAGUAAGAGUGAUUGUGAUUAGUAAAAAUUA